Molecule: messenger RNA, 3945 nt
Organism: Carassius carassius (crucian carp)
Lineage: Eukaryota; Metazoa; Chordata; Actinopteri; Cypriniformes; Cyprinidae
Product: probable ribonuclease ZC3H12C
Exons: 7
Coding region: 965-3502 (845 amino acids)
Cellular component (GO): nucleus; cytoplasmic ribonucleoprotein granule
Molecular function (GO): metal ion binding; RNA endonuclease activity; mRNA binding
Source: RefSeq, a predicted model, not a curated record
AAGGCUUUCAUAACCUAAAAUGACAAAAACCCAGACCAUAGGGCUUGUCCUCCCGUUUUAUCUGUCCUCUCUAAAAAGCCAUUUUGUGGAAGUGUGGCACAACAAUGAAAACAUCUUUUUUUCCUUACAAACUUAUUGUGUGUAGAUUUCUGGAUCUGGCUCCCCUCUGACACACAACUACCCAUCUAACCCUUUGCUGUCUCUCUCACACACUAACACACGCAAUGCUUUUAACAUAAUUCAGCCCAUUGUUUGUAUCUGAACCAGACCCCCAUCCCCCCAGUCAAAUAAACAAAGAAGCGAAAGCUGCUGUAUUCCCUAAGCGAGCCAGGUGUUUUCCACUGCCAGCCUGCUCCCUAAUGACUAAGGCCUCGUGCUGCAGCUGCCUGCUAAGGCCUCUUUUGUGUGGCUCCAUUGUUGACCGCGCACCCCUCGUCUAUUCAUGAACCGCGUGGGGGAAGACCUUUUGGACAGCCACUAGCUUAUCCCCACACUCCCUUAGAAUAUCAAAUGUGUGUGUGCAUCAGAGAAAUCGAGUGAGAGUGUGUUUCAGUAUUUACACUCAAUUGUGAGCACUUUGCACUCUUAUUGGUCCAUGCACAGCUACUGGCCUAUCGGGGAAUGGUAGACAUUGUAGCUCCAUCUGCUCAAGCUCUCAUUGUCUUCUGACGGAACACAAUCUAUGGCACAGAGUAUUACUUCUUCAAGCUUGGAUUUAACUACUUAAAUACUACUUGGUUUCUGCUUCUUGGUUUUGAGUUGUAGUAAAACAAGGAAAAUAUAUAUUUUGUGUUAACCAGUGCUGUACUGAGAAGAGGUAUUUUAAUUAACCACAAGAACUUUUGGGUUGGAUAUUCCAGGAUUUAUGGUUUACCUAGGAAAGGCAAUCUGAGGGCUGAAUAACAGGUGUCAGGGGUCAGCAAGACUCUCAGUCAGAACAGCGUUGGAUGUUUGUUGCAGAUUCAUGGGCCUGAAAGACCAUCUGGAUGAUGGAACAGGCCACAUCCUCGAACUGGGGCUGGAUAUAGACUACCUUGAUGUCAAGGCUACAGACCAGAACACUGGCGCAGACGCUGGACUUAUCAUGGACAAUGGUUUAUCUGACAUGGGUGACAUUGUUGCCCCCUGCUCUAGGAGCUGCGGUUCUUCUCUACAAGAUGACUCAGAGGAAAGUGCGGGGUCAGACAGUGAGCCUGCACAUAGCCACAGUCAUCCUCUUGUUGAUAUGCUUGGUGAAGGGUCCAUCCAUUCAGUCCACCCACCACACUGUAAGUCUCCAUGUCUGGAUAUGGAUUCACUAGUUCUGGAUAUAGUACACCAAGAGCCAGGCCCUGUGGAUACACUCAGGGAAUACCAGACAAAGAUGGAGUUUGCCCUUAAACUUGGCUAUGCAGAAGACUUAGUUCGGCUGGUUCUAAACAAGCUCGGGUCAGAUGCACUGAUCAAUGAUGUUCUUGGGGAGCUGGUAAAACUGGGCAGUAAGCCAGAGAAUGAGGGUGGGACACAGACUCUCUCCCAAUCCACUUCCACAUCAUCAUCAUCCUCUGGCACAUCUUUUGGCAGUUUCUCUGACUCACUUGACUCUCGCCGGUCAGAGUCUCCCUUUGUGGAAGAAAAGGAUAAUUUCCGCCCAAUUGUUAUUGAUGGCAGCAAUGUGGCCAUGAGCCAUGGCAAUAAGGAGAUGUUCUCCUGUCAAGGCAUUCAGCUCGCAGUUGACUGGUUUCUUGAACAUGGCCAUCGAGACAUAACCGUUUUUGUUCCGGCCUGGAGGAAAGAACAGUCCCGUCCUGAUGCUCUUAUCACAGAUCAAGAGAUUUUGAGACGUCUGGAAAAGGAUAAGAUUCUUGUAUUUACACCAUCACGUCGUGUCCAGGGCCGCAGAGUAGUCUGCUAUGAUGACAGGUUUAUUGUUAAGCUAGCUUAUGAAUCAGAUGGCAUUAUUGUCUCCAAUGACAACUACAGAGACUUGGCUGUUGAGAAACCGGAAUGGAAAAAAUUUAUUGAUGAACGCCUUCUGAUGUACUCCUUUGUAAAUGAUAAGUUUAUGCCUCCUGAUGAUCCUUUGGGUCGACAUGGGCCAAGUCUGGAGAAUUUUCUUAGAAAAAGACCCAUCAUUCCAGAGCAUAAGAAACAGCCCUGUCCAUAUGGAAAGAAAUGUACCUACGGGCACAAGUGUAAGUUUUACCAUCCAGAGCGUGGUACACAGCCACAGCGAGCGGUAGCAGAUGAGCUCCGUGCCAGUGCCAAGAACUCCACAGUUAAAAGUUUGGGAGAGACCGGUCUCGUGAAAAGCCACAGUGAGCCUGGAGGCUUCCGUAAUGAUAAAGCUGGUGACGGUAAACGAUCUCUGCCAAAGAGGCAACUGGACCCCAGUAUCCGUGCCCACUCUUACAGUGAUGUGGAAGAUAAACUGUGUACCAAAACUAAAGCAGACAUGUAUAAGAGCAACCUAGCUCUUCCUCCAGCUCCAGGAGGUCCUCCUUCCUGUCAUGGGUAUAGCCAAGACCUGAAAGAUCACAAGCAGAUUCAAGCAGAACCACACGCAAACUGUGAAUCUCCCGAUCUGUAUUACUCCAUGGUUAGGGCAUAUUCUGGCCUAAGCCUGCCCUCUCAGAACAGUCCAGAUCGUCACUUCCUGUCUGAUGCUGAUCCACGGACAAGCUCAGUGGCAUCAGAUUGCAGCAGUGAUGGCAGCAUGAGCUCCGAUUCUUAUGGCAUGGCAACCCACAAUGAGCAUUCUUGCAUGAGUUCUUCUGAUUUGCUACUGGAUGAAGGAAUCAAGUGUCCUCACCACCAACAUCAUCGUAGAAAUUAUCAGUUACCCUGUGUUAUUCCUCCAGGGUUCAUUCUCUCUCCUGCUACAUCUAAUCACCCAGGAUUCCACCACAGCAUACCUCAUGUUCAUAGUUUUGCUCCAGAAGACCAGCAAGACCCCCAUUUCCAGCACUCUGUCUCCUACAUGUCUCCACAAAGCAAGCAUCAAGUGAUAGGCUCCCGCUCAAGCUAUCCUGGAGACUAUUCUCCUCUCUUCCAGAGCAACACUCACUCCCAGAAGUCUCCUCUGGGUCGUGGCCUUGCUUCAACACGUGUGGACAGCGUGUCAGACUCUUAUGAACACUCUCCACUGCUUCCUAGAAAACCCUAUGUAUCCCAAGAGCGAAAGACCAGCUGGGAUACAUAUUACAGACAGCACUCACAACAAUGCUACGAGCCCAUCGGUUUCCAGGAUCUUUCAAAGAAUCGUGAACAGAUGUGGAGGAUGCCCUGGGGCUGUCCUUCUGCUCCUCCACCCCACCAUCUGCCCCAUGCUUUAUCACACCAGCACCAGGAGACACUUGCCUUGAGUCGUUACCAGGAAGUACGAGAGAAAGUGUUUACCAACCUGUGCAACAUUUUUCCCACAGAGCUAGUGCAGUUGGUCAUGGGGCGGUACCCUCAUGUGACUGACGCCCAACAGCUGGCAGCAGCCAUUUUGGCAGAAAAGAACUAUGCUGGAUACUAAGUGCUGAUGGAAAUGAAAAUACUCUCAUCAUUUACUCACACUCACAUUUUCACAAAUGUGUGAGUUUCUUUCUUCAGAUGAACACAAACAGAGAAUUAUUAUUAUUUUUAUAACUUUUUUUUUUAUAUAAAUCUCUGGGGAGACCAUAAAUACACUCACCUAAAGGAUUAUUAGGAACACCAUACUAAUACUGUGUUUGACCCCCUUUCGCCUUCAGAACUGCCUUAAUUCUACGUGGCAUUGAUUCAACAAGGUGCUGAAAGCAUUCUUUAGAAAUGUUGGCCCGUAUUGAUAGGAUAGCAUCUUGUAGUUGAUGGAGAUUUGUGGGAUGCACAUCCAGGGCACGAAGCUCCCGUUCCACCACAUCCCAAAGAUGCUCUAUUGGGCUGAGAUCUGGUGACUGUGGGGGCCAUUUUAGUACAGUGAACUCAUUGUCAUGUUCA